UUUUUUCCUGUUAUUUUUCAGGUGAAGAGAUUAUAAACUGUCCACUGAAUGAAAAAAUUUUUCUUCAAGUGGCAUAUAUUCCAAGAAAAAACCCCAAAUGUUGCAUUUUGCCUGAAUACAGAAUUUAAACAAGGAGUUUCCACAGAAGCUCUGUGGCUGUCACCAUGUUCUGGAAGUUUGACUUGAACACCACAUCCCACGUUGACAAGCUGCUGGAUAAGGAAGACGUGACGCUGCAGGAGUUGUUGGAUGGGGAUGACAUCCUGCAGGAGUGCAAGGCCCAGAACCGGAAGCUGCUGGACUUCCUGUGCCGGCAGCAGUGCAUGGAGGAGCUGGUGAACCUUGUCACGCAGGACCCGGCCCUGGACAUGGAAGAGAAGGUCCGCUUCAAGUACCCAAACAUGGCCUGCGAGCUGCUGACGUGCGACGUGCCACAGAUCAAUGACCGGCUGGGAGGGGAUGAGGCUUUGCUGAACCUUCUUUACAGCUUCUUGGACCGCGAGCCGCCCCUCAAUCCUCUGCUCGCCAGUUUUUUCAGCAAGACCAUUGGCAAUCUAAUUGCAAGAAAAACUGAACAGGUGAUUGUGUUCUUGAAGAAGAAGGACAAGUUCAUCAGCCUGGUGUUGAAGCAUAUCGGCACCUCCGCCCUCAUGGACCUGCUGCUGCGUCUGGUCAGCUGCGUGGAGCCUGCCGGGCUCCGACAGGAGGUCCUGCACUGGCUCAAUGAGGAGCAGGUCAUCCAGAGGCUCGUGGAGCUGGUCCACCCGAGUCAGGACGAAGACUGGCUGGUUCCAGCCUGUACUCACCCGCAAGGAGGCAGCUCCGGAGGAAACCCCCUGUGGCAGAAGCAUGCAGGGUGGCUGCGGUGUCACUGUGGAGAGUGUGAGAGGCAGUCCAAUGCUUCCCAGACGCUCUGUGACAUCAUCAGGCUGGGCAGAGAGCAGGGCAGCCAGCUGCACGAGGCUCCAGAGCCAGACCCCCUCCUCACAGCACUGGAGUCGCAGGACUGCGUGGAGCAGCUGCUGAAGAACAUGUUCGAUGGAGACCACACGGAGCUCUGCCUUGUCAGCGGGACGCAGGUGCUGCUCGCCUUGCUGGAGACCCGGCGGGCCGGGACAGAGGGCUUGGUGGACGCUUGCUCUCAGGGACUGGACAGGCCGUGCACCGUCAGCAGCGGCAUCCUGCAUGGCAUUGAGCCGCGGCUGAAGGACUUCCACCAGCUUCUGCUCAGCCCGCCAAAGAAAAAAGCGAUCCUGACCACCAUCGGCGUGCUGGAGGAGCCCCUGGGCAGCGCCCGUCUGCACAGCGCCCGCCUCGUGGCUGCACUGCUGCACACAAACACGCCCAGCAUCAACCAGGAGCUCUGCCGGCUCAACACCAUGGGCUUACUGCUGGACCUGUUCUUUAAGUACACCUGGAAUAACUUCUUGCACCUCCAAGUGGAACUGUGCAUAGCUGCGAUCCUGUCCCACGCUGCCUGGAAGGACAGGGCCGAGGCCAGUGGACCUGAGGGCAGGCUGGAGCCUCCACCCCUCAGCGGGGACCCAGAGACCCCCCAGCCUGCUGCCAGCUGCCCCGAGAACACGAUGGUGACCCAUCUGUUCCAGAAGUGUUGUCUGGUCCAGAGGAUCCUGGAGGCCUGGGAAGCCAACGACCACACACAGGCAGCAGGCGGCAUGAGGCGUGGGAACAUGGGCCACCUCACCCGGAUUGCCAACGCGGUGGUACAGAACCUGGAGCGGGGCCCCAUGCAGACCCCUGUCAGCGAGGUCAUCCAAGGGCUCCCUGAAGACUGCCGUGGGCGGUGGGACAGCUUCGUGGAGGAGACACUGACGGAGGCCAACCGCAGGAAUGCGGUGGACCUGGUCAGCACCCACCACCUUCACCCCUCCAGCGAGGAUGAGGACAUGGAGGGCGUUUUCCCCAGCGAGCUGUCCCUUCAGCAGGCAUUCUCUGAGUACCAGGUCCAGCAGAUGACGGCCACCUUUGUGGACCAGUUUGGCUUCAGUGACGAGGAGUUUGCCGAGCAGGACGACAGCGUCAAUGCCCCGUUUGACAGGAUUGCAGAUAUAAGCUUCAGUGUGGACGCUGACGAGGACAGCCCUGGCGCAGCUCUGUUCGAGGCCUGCUGCAGCGACCACAUUCAGCCCUUUGACGAAGAGGAUGACCUCUGGGAGGAUGAGGAGCCGCACCAUGCCGCCCGUGUGACCAGAGCCAGGUUUGGGGGCCCUCGUGCUUCAGAGAGCUGCUCAAAGGAUGGCCUGGAGCGUGGAGUCCAAGUCGGGGAAGGGAGCCUGGGAGCAGAUGGGGAUGCCGUGCGGGCAGGCGCCUCUUGGGCUGUUGCCCCGACGGAGGGUCCUUGUGCUGAGGGUGGCUCGAAAGGAGCCACGUGGCCAGUGUUUGAUGAGCCAGUGAACUCGGCCGCCUCGGUCCCAGGAGUGGCGGUGGACGUGGGUUCCAGCGUGUGGGCGGUCAGUGCCCCCAGCGCCUCAGCUCCAGAGGAGAAAGGCUGGGCCAAGUUCACUGACUUCCAGCCUUUCUGCUGCUCUGAGUCGGGGCCCAGAUGCAGUUCUCCGGUGGACAUGGGUCCUAGCGAUGCCCAGGGUAGCCUGAACCAGGGCCCAGAGAGAACACUUGGCCCGGCUGUCCCCAGUGCCUGGAACGUGUAUGUCACCAGGAAGGCCCCCCUCGUAGCCUCCAGCAGCCAUGAGGACGAGAAGGUGGCAGGUGCCUUGGAGGCUGUCAGUGUGGGUCCUGGCCACAAGGCCCCCCAGCUGCCUGUGUCAGUCCCCAGGGCUGGGUGCGCCACCAGCACACCACCAGACCCCGCCCCCCCUGCGCCUGCAGAAGAGACUUCUCCCUCGGGCGUGGCUGUCCUCCCCAGGGCUGCCAUGGCAGCCACCACAGUACUAGACGACUCUGGCCCCACCCCAGCCACCUUGGCAGCCUCUCCUGUGCUGUCCUUGGCCGUCACCACAGCCCCAGCCAGCCCAGCCCUCUCCACGGUGGCCACCCUGGGUACAGUGACAAGGGACAGGCAGACAGACGUGCCGCCGCCUGCAGGAGCCGCCUCAAACGGCCCCGUGUGAUGCUGCUGCCGGCCUCGCAUCCCAGCCAAGACGACCACCUGGUCACGCAGUUUGUCUUUUUUAAUUUAAUUUAAUUUAAUUAAAAAAUAAAUGCUGCAUUGUUAAAGCUGGCAGUUGGAACCAGUCGGACGGCCCAGCCUGCGUUUCUCCUGCCUGACCCCAAGUGGGCCACGAGGGUCUGGCCCCACGCACAGCAAUAAGGCCUCAGAUGUUGUGCUCUGUCUGGGGGAGCUGGGGCUGCGACCUCAGAUGCCACAAGGGCCCAGGGCUGGGCCUGGCACCACCAGCUCCAAGCCUGUUUUUACUGAUUUUUUUAAACAAAUGCAGAAGAGCCGCAUGUUUGCACUUUUUAUCUGACCACAGGAGAUCUCCAAGGCUCUGGGGAAAAUGCUGGUCUGGAGCUGGGCUGGCCAUACUGGGUCUUAGCUGCCCAGUGGCCCUGGGAGCUGACCUUAAGUCAGGCUGCAAAAUUUGACUGCCUUAAAAAAAUAUGCCCCUCCAUGGCCUGGCAGGGUGUCCUGGCCCUCACGCCACAGUGGGCAGUGGGGCUACCCAGCAAGAGCUGGCGGUGCAGGAGAGGGUACAGGGUGGGCAGAGACACCCCAGCAGUGCUGGGUGGGGUAGGGCCCGCACAGUUGGAGGGGGCAGGACUGAGCUGUCCUGGAGGGGUCUGCAGGGUUACUUUACAUGUUCUGAUCUUCUGUUGGGGCACCCAAACCCCCAACUCCCAAUAAAUGUGUUACUCUUACUGACA
This is a messenger RNA of Vicugna pacos (alpaca), 3843 nucleotides long. The record is from RefSeq and is a predicted model, not a curated record. Lineage: Eukaryota; Metazoa; Chordata; Mammalia; Artiodactyla; Camelidae.